GCAGUGGGUCUCCCCCGUGAAGCAAAGUGGCAAUUCACUCUCUGGAGUGAGCCCCGCCCCGGCCACCACGUGAGCGGUCGCUCCUCCUUGCCGGCCGCAAGGCGGUGGCGGGGAGGGGUGAAUCACCUUGACUCCCACCCCCGCGCGAAGGGGCCGAUGUCCAAACUCGAGGGGUCCUUCCACUUCCUGCCCCUCGGUGCAACUUUGGCCGUUCCGCCGCCGUCGAAGCGCAGACGACAAGUGAAGCAAUUUGGCCGUCGGUCGCGAUGUUCUCCUUCCUUCGAGCAGAGGGGGCCGUCUGCGGGAAGAAGCUGGUGAUCCAGACCGGGCGCACGCAGCGGGGGGCCUUCCUCGGCGGACAUGACCCCGGAGCCGCCUCGGCGACGCAUUUUGAGGAGAGCGCCCCCGCGCGUCAAGAGGACGCCGAGAGGGGCUUCAGUUUGCGCAAGCUGUGGGCCUUCACCGGGCCGGGCUUCCUCAUGAGCAUCGCCUAUCUGGACCCGGGAAACAUCGAGUCGGACCUGCAGUCUGGAGCCAAGGCCGGCUUUAAGCUUCUGUGGGUGCUGCUGGGGGCCACGGUCAUCGGGCUCCUGCUGCAGAGGAUGUCGGCCCGGCUGGGCGCGGUCACCGGGAUGCACUUGGCCCAGGUGUGCCACCGCCACUACCGCACGGUGCCCCGCGUCCUCCUGUGGCUGAUGGUGGAGCUGGCCAUCAUGGGCUCCGACAUGCAGGAGGUGAUCGGCUGCGCCAUCGCCUUCCACCUCCUCUCGUCGGGCAGGAUUCCCUUGUGGGGCGGCGUCCUCAUCACCGUGGCGGACACCUUUGCCUUCCUCUUCUUGGACAAGUACGGCCUCAGGAGGUUGGAAGCCUUUUUCGCUCUGCUCAUCGCCGUCAUGGCCGUCGCCUUCGGAUACCAGUACGUGACGGUGAGACCGGACCAAAGCCAGCUGCUGAGGGGGAUGUUGGUGCCGUCUUGCCGAGGCUGCGGCGCCGUCCAGCUGGCUCAGGCGGUGGGCGUCGUGGGCGCCGUCAUCAUGCCCCACAACGUUUACCUGCACUCCGCUCUGGUCAAGGUGGCGCCGAGGCGGACGCCCCCCCCCCCCCUCUUUGCGCCGGAGCCGCUAAGCGUUGCCGACUGUCCUCCUCAGAGUCGGGAGGUGGAUCGCUCCAGCAAGAAGAGCAUCAGCGAGGCCAACAAGUAUUUCUUCCUGGAGUCCUGCGUGGCCUUGUCGCUGUCCUUCGUCAUCAACGUGUUUGUGGUGGCCGUCUUCGCCGAGGCCUUUUAUGAGCGCACCAACGCGCAAGUGAACGCUGUCUGCAACCGCACGGGGAGCCCCCACUCGCACCUCUUUCCUCUGGACAACAGCACUCUGCAAGUGGACAUCUACAAGGGGGGAGCGGUGCUGGGCUGUUUCUUCGGGCCGGCGGCCCUCUACGUCUGGGCCGUGGGCAUCCUGGCGGCCGGUCAGAGCUCCACCAUGACGGGAACCUACUCGGGCCAGUUUGUCAUGGAGGGCUUUUUGAACUUGCGCUGGUCUCGCUUCGCUCGGGUGUCGCUGACCCGCUCCCUGGCCAUCGUGCCCACGCUGCUGGUCGCCGUCUUUCAGGACGUGCGCCAUCUGACGGGCAUGAACGACUUCCUCAACGUGCUGCAGAGCAUGCAGCUUCCGUUCGCCCUCAUCCCCGUCCUCACCUUCACCAGUUUGCCGUCUCUCAUGAAGGACUUUGCCAACGGCUUCUUUUGGAAGAUGUGGGGCGGCCUGGUCAUCUUGGCGGUGUGCGCCAUCAACGUCUACUUUGUGGCGCUUUACGUGGCCAUGCUGAGUAGCGCCUGGCUCUACAUGCUGACCGCCUUGCUGGCCGCCGCGUACCUGGCCUUUGUGGGAUACUUGACGUGGCUGUGCCUGGUGGCUCUGGGGGCGCCCCGCCCGGAUCCGAGCGGCCUCGGAGGUAACGACGUCGGUGUCCUGACUGAGCCGCAGCCGGAGUUUGGUUCCUGACGGCCGCGACGGCCUUUGAACGGGUCCAGGGUCGCCCGCGCAGGAAGUAGUGACUCGACUCCGACCUGCCCACGCCGCCCCCACGGAU
Hippocampus zosterae (dwarf seahorse) is the source of this 2088-nucleotide messenger RNA. Its product is annotated as natural resistance-associated macrophage protein 2-like. Gene Ontology annotation, biological process: metal ion transport. The transcript has 15 exons. The coding region runs from base 267 to 2000 and encodes 577 amino acids. Lineage: Eukaryota; Metazoa; Chordata; Actinopteri; Syngnathiformes; Syngnathidae. The record is from RefSeq and is a predicted model, not a curated record. Gene Ontology annotation, molecular function: cadmium ion transmembrane transporter activity; iron ion transmembrane transporter activity; manganese ion transmembrane transporter activity. Gene Ontology annotation, cellular component: plasma membrane.